AUGGCGACUAUCAAAGACGAGCAUUCGGUCGGAGAAGUACCUGAAUCCAGCAGAAGCUCUCACCACUCUCUGUCAGCCGCUGGAGAUGCAGUCGAGUCGAAGAAUGACACAACUGUUAUCUACCCAACAGGGUUUCGCAUGUGGCUUCUUUCUGGGGCAUCUAUCUUUGGUGUCUUCUUAAUAUCAUUGGAUCAGACUAUCCUGGGCACGGCGGUUCCUAAGAUCACGACCGACUUCGGCGGCCUGAACGAUGUCUCCUGGUACAGCGCAGCCUACUUCAUGACGUUUGGUGGUUUGGAGGCAUCAUGGGGCAAGGCGUUCAAAUACUUCGACAUCAAGUGGACGUUCGUCUUGACCUUGUUCAUAUUUGAGAUUGGUAGCCUGAUCUGCGCGCUUGCGCCCAACUCGAAAACGUUGAUAGUUGGUCGCGCAAUAGCUGGAGUGGGAGCGGCGGGCAUAUCAGUUGGAGGUACAAGUAUCGUCGCGUUCAGUACUCCCCCGAAACAGCGACCCAUUGUCAUGGGUAUCAUAGGUCUAACCUAUGGGCUGUCCUCUGUUCUUGGGCCUAUCAUCGGUGGUGUCUUCACCGAUCAUGUCUCGUGGCGUUGGUGUUUCUACAUCAAUCUCCCUAUCGGUGGGAUUGCGAUUGCAAUCGUUGUCUUCUUCUUCGCGCUACCUGCUGCAGCUCGCCCAGCUCCCAUACCAUUAAGCCGGAAGCUUCUUCAUUUGGAUCCUAUCGGAAUUAGUCUUACCAUGGCAGCUAUCAUCUGCUUCAUUCUCGGUCUUCAGUAUGCUGGAACCCGGUACGCGUGGGACAGCAGUCAAGUGAUCGGCUUACUCUUCGGAUUUGUCGUCUUAGUCGCCGCGCUGGUCGGGUGGUCUAUCUACCAAGACGAGUAUGCGAUGCUGAUUCCUCGACUAUUCAAGAAACGCGCACUUUGGUCCAUAUGCCCCUACCAAUUCUUCUUCCUCGGCGACUUAAUUCUUCUCCUCUACUAUCUCCCCAUAUACUUCCAAUCAGUCAAGGGGGCCUCGGCGAUCCAAUCUGGAAUCGACAAUCUGCCAAUCGUCGCUGCAGUUGCAGUGUUCUGCGUGCUGGGAGGUAUUUUCGUCUCCAAGACGGGACAUCCCACACCAGCCAUGUUCGUCGGGGCCUUACUUGGCACUGUAGGUUGCGGUCUGCUAUACACGUUAGAGGUCGAUACACCUGCCACCAAAUGGAUUGGCUACCAGAUCCUAGUCGGUUCAGCAAUCGCCUUUUCGGUGCAGAACGGUCUCAACAUCGCACAAUCCAGCGUGGAUCCGGAGGACCUUCCGGCAGUCACUGCUAAUCUCUACUUUUUCCAGACCGUUGGCGGUGCUUUCACUGUCUCGUCAGCACAGGCCGCCUUCAUCAAUCAAGCGCUCGACAACCUCCGGACAACGGCUCCUGAGAUUGAUUCGUCGAAACUCCUCACCACCGGAGCUUCGGAACUGCGCAAAGUUUUCACACAGGCCGAGAUACCUAUUGUCAUCGAAGCAUAUAUGCACGGUCUGAAGGCUGCAUUCGCCGUCUCUAUCGCGUUUUGUGGCCUUGCAUUCGUUGCAACAUGGUUCGUGCCAUGGGAGCAACUAGCCACACACAGGCCCGCAGAACCUACAGACACUGAACAGCAAGGGACAACAACGAAAUAGACAUGAGCGAUGAGGGCAGUAAAGUUUAGACUUUGUCCAAGCUACGUCAAAGGCAUGUUGCCGAGACUGAAUAAUUAUAUAUUGUAUAAUACACAAGAGACUCUGAUGCGAGUUUACUAUGCAGAAAGCUUGAAAUGUCAUGAACAGUAGCGACCACAGCAAUGAGCAAUCCAACCUGUUGCAACCUGUAUGUCAAAAGCGUGCAUUCUCUUCUCGAAAAGUGAUGGGGCGGUUAUGGAGGAUACCUACGUGGUGCGUCAUUCUCUACGCCAAAACGUGGCAAGACGCUGAGCGACUGCACCGAGAUCGGU
Pyrenophora tritici-repentis Pt-1C-BFP is the source of this 1985-nucleotide messenger RNA. RefSeq names its product AraJ, Arabinose efflux permease. Gene Ontology annotation, cellular component: plasma membrane. The record is from RefSeq and is a predicted model, not a curated record. NCBI's taxonomy places the organism in Eukaryota, Fungi, Ascomycota, Dothideomycetes, Pleosporales, Pleosporaceae. Gene Ontology annotation, biological process: transmembrane transport. Gene Ontology annotation, molecular function: transmembrane transporter activity.